AUGGCGACCAUUGCCUUAUCUCGACCCGUUGCACCACAUCGUCCCACCUCCCUAACCUCGACCAUCACCCUCGACAGCCACCCUUCGCAAUGUCCCGUCCCCGUGCCUAACAAGCACAUCCCCGUGUGUCCGCCAGGACCCAUCCCCCAGGAGGAGCCCACAACGCCGCCGCCGUCGCCGGUUAAGGAGGAUGGUCAGCUGGCCCGCUCGCUAUUACACCCCCCGGACAAGUACCCCCGUGUCGACAUGGGCCGGCUGUCUCUCUACAAGGUCGAUGCCGAUGGUGUGGCCGCCGCCAUGGACCAUGCCGCCCGCCAGCCGCUUCCGGAACCGUCCCAGGUCUUCCCCUGGCUGCACGGCCUCCACCCGUCCAACGCCAUUCAGCAAGCUUUCUUCAUGGCCCGGAAGCGUGCCUUGCGGAGGACACCACCGUGUCUCCGCAGCAUCACCGUGGUCAAGGCCGACGGGGAUCUCAGCGUGUCCCGGCUAAAAGGCGCCAUCUCCCCGGACGAGUUCCUACAACUCGAGGGGGCCGUUUCCGAGUUCAUCGAGGCCGAUCCGAGGGAGGGCUUCUCGGUGCGCAACUUCCAGAUCCAGGCCGCCAAGUCGGCCAUGACCUCGGACAUCAUUGUCUACGGAAGCGACGAUGUGGCCGUGCGCAAACUGGGCUGGGACAUCGCGGCCGCCCAGCAGAGAUGGCGGGACCGGCAUGACGCCAUGCGCCACCACCUGCCGCGGUACAGCACUUUCAUCUGCACCAGCCCGUUCGCCGAGUUCGAGGAGAAGCACCCGGAGAUCGUGUCGGUCAACUCGGAGGGCCUGCUCACGGGGACCGUGCUCGACUUUUUCCACCAGGAGCGGCGCGAGAUGUACGACAUGACGCGGGCAUCGGAGAUCUCGCACAACGUGUGGCUUGGUCCGACGCCCGACGCCGGGUCGGAAGAAGAGCAGUCCUACGACAUUCUGAUCGAGUGCAAUGACCUGGGCCGCCUGAACCCGGCCGCGCUGGCGACCAUCGCCGAGGGCCCGGACGACGAGACCAAACAAUACCACCUCGACUUCCCCUCCUCAGGCAGCAUCCUCGCGCCGACCUGGUCGCACGCCGAAGCCGACGGCAUCCUCGAAACCUGCACCUGGAUAUACCACCUCGCCCACGGCACCCGCCCCCUCGGUCCCACCCCCCAAGAAGCCUCCCAACAACUACCACCGCAGCAACUACCGACCACAACCCGCCCCCGCAAAAUUCUCCUCCACUGCAACGACGGUUACACCGAAUCCACCCUCCUCGCCGUCGCCUACCACAGCCUAGCCACGGGGCAGCCCGUGCCGCAGGCCUGGCUGGACCUGCACACGGCGCGCCAGCGCAACCUCUUUGCCUACCCCUCCGACGUCGGCCUACUGGGCGCGAUCGCCCCGCGAUUGAUGCAGGCGUCCCCCGCUCGCGGCGCUCUAGCCACGGCAGGGUUAGGAACGGCGGCGGUAAAGGAAGGGGAGGAGCUGGAGGAGCCGCGGUGGUGGGCCGGGUUUGACGGGUCGUUUCCCAGCCGCGUGCUGGAGUACAUGUAUCUGGGCAACCUGGGCCACGCCAACAACCCGGACCUGUUGCGCGCGCUCGGGGUGGGGCAGAUCUUGAGCGUGGGCGAGACGGCCAUGUGGAGGGAUGGCGAGCUGGAGGCGUGGGGCGAGCAGAAUGUGUGUCUGGUCAAGGGCGUGCAGGAUAAUGGGAUCGAUCCGUUGACCGACGAGUUUGCGCGGUGCUUGGAGUUUAUUGACCGCGGGCGACGCAACGGCACCGCCACAUUGGUACACUGGCCGCGUGGGCGUCUCCCGCAGCGCCACCAUCUGCAUCGCCGAGUGAUGCGCAGCCGCCGCAUGUCGUUCCCGCGCGCCUACUGCUUCGUGCGCGCCCGCCGCCUCAACGUCAUCAUCCAGCCGCACCUGCGCUUCGCGUACGAGCUGCUCAAGUGGGAGGAGCUGCUGCUGCGUAGUGGUGGUGGUGGUAUGGUUGGUGGUGACCAUGGAGAAGAUGGCGGGUUUGAUGGUGACGGCGGCGGCUUCAAGCGCGAGCUGGAGUGGGCCGAGAUUGCGCGCGAGAUCGCUCUCAUGAAUAAGCCUUAUGCUCGCUGA
This is a messenger RNA of Chaetomium globosum CBS 148.51, 2127 nucleotides long. RefSeq lists its product as uncharacterized. NCBI's taxonomy places the organism in Eukaryota, Fungi, Ascomycota, Sordariomycetes, Sordariales, Chaetomiaceae. The record is from RefSeq and is a predicted model, not a curated record. Gene Ontology annotation, molecular function: protein tyrosine/serine/threonine phosphatase activity. Bases 1 to 2127 code for a protein of 708 amino acids. The transcript has 2 exons. Gene Ontology annotation, biological process: nuclear DNA replication; protein dephosphorylation.